AUGACAACUAAUUGCCCUAACUGUUUGAAAGAGUUUCAGAGCGCUUGGGCUGUUUCACGACACCUGAGCCAGCCCCUUACAUCCUCGCAAAUCUUGCAAGACUCACAGUUCGCGGACCAGCACGCAACUCUCGGCCCAUCUGAGUCGUCAUCCAACCCUCGUCAUUCCAGAACACCAAGCCCUUUUCAAGUUCAAGUUGAUAGUGAGGAAAUGGUGCAUGUUCAGGAUUUGAAUGACUCGGGCUAUUUCUACGGUGACGAGGGAGGCGUGGUGGGCUUGGAGAGUGACCUGCCAGGGUCGGUUGAAGAGCCUUUGGGCAGCCAAGCUUCGGAGAAGCCUUACGUCGAGCGCUUCAGGAACGCUGCGAAAGUGUAUCGGCGCGGCCAGACCUUUUGGGACAGGUUUAAUAUGGAUCCCUAUUCAGCAUAUCGCAAGGACAACCUUUACUAUCCAUUCGCGUCCCGUCAGGACUGGGAGCUCGGCAGCUUUCUCCUGUGCUCGUCAUUAAGUAUGGCCGCCAUAGAUGAGUUCCUGGAGCUCGAAUUAAUUAAAGCAUUGUCUCUCUCCUUUUGUACAGCCAAGGAGUUGCGUGGUCGUGCUGAGCUGCUACCUCCUGUUCCGAAGUGGCAGUACCGCAUAGUCUCAACCACUCACCCAACAAAACAGCCGCUAUAUUUGUACUGGCGCGAUCCAUUGGAUUGUAUCGAAUCGCUUUUUAGCCACCCGUUGUUUGCUAAAGAAAUAGAUGUCACGCCGCAACGUGUAUAUCACACAGUGGAAUGCACAUCACGAAUUUACAAUGAAUGGCUGACAGGUGACGCAGCAUGGUCGAUGCAGUCACAACUUCCAGAUGGUGCGACAUUGUUAGGCAUCAUACUGUCCUCUGAUAAGACCAACAUCACCAACAUGACUGGUGGACGUGUCGCUCACCCGCUCCUGAUCAGCCUUGCCAAUAUCAAGAUGGCAACUCGAAACAAGGCAUCCUCACAUGCUUUCCUCCUAACAGCGCUGCUUCCAAUUGCUGAAUUUCUGCAUCCAGUGAAACGGAUGCAGAGUGUUCUUGAAGCCCGCUUAGUCCACCAGUGUCUAGAUAUCGUGCUAGAGCCGCUCAAGCAAGCUGCACGCAUCGGCCGGAUGAUGUCGGACCCACUUGGGAACCUCAGAUACUUUGUGACCCCCCUCAACGUCGAAGGUUACUUUAAUGCAUGCGCUCCAUUCCGCCUGAGUGGCGUAGCCCAGCCAUUCUGGCGUGAUUGGUCACUUGCGGAUCCGCAUGUAUUUUUCACUCCCGAACCCCUGCAUCACUGGCACCGUGAGUUCUAUGAUCACGAUGUUAAAUGGUGUCUUGCAGCUGUUGGCGAACAGGAACUAGACUUUCGCUUCUCCGUUUCGCAACCACUCACGACGUUCCGACACUUCAAGGAUGGCAUUUCCAAGCUUAAACAAGUCACUGGAAGAGCCCAACGUGAUAUGCAACGCUAUAUUGUUGCUCUCAUUGCCGACGCAGCCCCCCGUAGUGUUGUGAUAGCUAUUCUCGGUGCCCUCGAGGAAUUUCACGAACACAAGCAAGAAAUCAUUGCUUGCGGUGCACGUCGAGGUGCAAAGAGCAAACAGGUCCUCGACAACUGGCAUAUACCCAAAUUGGAGUUGAUGCAGAGUGUCGAGCCCAGCAUACGUCAAGUCGGCUCUCUCUUGCAGUGGUCUGCUGACACCACAGAGCACGCUCACAUCACCCUAAUCAAGGAUCCCGCAGAUUCCUCCAACAACAUCAACUAUGAUGCUCAAAUAUGCCGGUUUCUUGAUCGCCGAGAGAAAUGUCGAAACUUCCAGAUUGCAACAUCAAUAAUCGCUCGUUCACAAUCACAGUCACAAGCUUCUACUUCUCGAAUGACGGACACCAGUUCGGAACAUCAUGACGAGUCGCACGACGAAGAUCCACACGCCGACAAAUCAAACUUGCAGACAGGUUUGGAUGAUCUCUGGGGGCCGAAGCGUGUACCAGACCUCAUCCGCACAUUCGUGGUCGGUGCAGCAGGCAAUCCACCUGAAUUUCGAUCCUUCGAUACGACAGCAUACCAGUCGAAUGUCGUCGCUGACAAAUUCUCUCUACCUGACUUGCGGGGAGCACUCGCUGACUAUAUUCAACGAGAGGGCUAUGGCUCAGAACCAUUGCCUGAUGCACCUCUUCCUUUUAAUGACCUUAUGGUCUGGUUUAAAGUACGCGUGCAGCAGGCAUCGUACCACAGCCCAUCAAUCACUCCUCCUGCUCUCACAGUCAACGCGCAUCCUCCGAGCGCAACUUGGAAGUAUGGGCGUUAUGACGCUGCUAUUUUCACUGUUGAUGACACCGGACGUGAACAAUGGCCUACUAGUGGGCUUAAAGGCCAUGAUGUUGUUGAGGUGCACCUUAUCAUGCAACCGCUUCCUCCACGAGGAAAACCUGGUAGUGCCCCUUGGGCCACGCGUUUUCUUACUUAUGUUCAGCGCCUAGAUGUUAUGCCUCAGCGUCAUGGAAGCUUGCUGGAAUGCACAACACAGAUGCAUGUUUUAAAACGUGCAAUGCGAUCAGCAGGGACUCCCUUCGGUGAUAUCCUCCCACUAGAUCAACUUCGUUCUUUUGCUCAAAUUAUCCCCCGCUUUGGUCGUGUUGCUGAUUCUCGUUUAACAGCACAAAAUAGUGCUCACUUUGCUCAGACAUUCUUCCUAAAUAAGUACAUCAACAAAGACUUCUACUAUGCUAUCUCAAACUAG
Messenger RNA from Suillus clintonianus, 2751 nucleotides. RefSeq lists its product as uncharacterized. The record is from RefSeq and is a predicted model, not a curated record. Bases 1 to 2751 code for a protein of 916 amino acids. The transcript is spliced from 9 exons. Lineage: Eukaryota; Fungi; Basidiomycota; Agaricomycetes; Boletales; Suillaceae.